Molecule: messenger RNA, 342 nt
Organism: Mytilinidion resinicola
Lineage: Eukaryota; Fungi; Ascomycota; Dothideomycetes; Mytilinidiales; Mytilinidiaceae
Exons: 1
Coding region: 1-342 (113 amino acids)
Source: RefSeq, a predicted model, not a curated record
AUGAACAUGAGCCUCAUAUUGAAGCCCAGGUCGCCGAUGGGGAAGUGCACAUGCACGAAAAUAGAUCUGAUCAAGCCACAACUUCAGACACUGCAGAGAAGAAUUGUGAAGAGGAUAAGGCGAAUGACAGCCAGAUGGGUGGUGAAGAGGGGGUGGGAAAAGAAGACGACAGCAAGCAGUGACGAUGACGAAGAACACAGUCUCACGACCGAUGAUUACGACAGCAAUACAAAGCUCUACUAUCAUCUCGCCGACGACCGAUCCUAUACAGAAAGCGAUUUCGGAGAUACCGACAGUCUAUUGAGUGUCUAUGGCUGGAGCGACAAUGAGGCAGAGACAUAA